Messenger RNA from Colletotrichum orchidophilum, 1563 nucleotides. RefSeq lists its product as uncharacterized. Bases 1 to 1563 code for a protein of 520 amino acids. Gene Ontology annotation, biological process: transmembrane transport. Lineage: Eukaryota; Fungi; Ascomycota; Sordariomycetes; Glomerellales; Glomerellaceae. The transcript has 3 exons. Gene Ontology annotation, molecular function: transmembrane transporter activity. The record is from RefSeq and is a predicted model, not a curated record.
AUGACAACCGACAACAGCAUUCGAGACCAAGGGGACUCUUCACAGAGGACCUUCUUAGAUAGACGCGAUGUCGACAUUGAAGAGUAUGCGGACAUCAUUCCUGCGCGGUCCAAAACUGCCAAAGGAGAUGAUCCUGCACAUCCAGGCUUGACAAAGCUUCCGUCAGGAGUCCUCAACUUCCAGGACGACCCAGUUGCUCGCCAUCAAUCCAACGUGGAGGUACCUUACGAGAUCUACAAUCGCUUUUCGAAGCACCGCAAACAUGUGACUGUCGCCGUCAUUUCCUGGUGUGGUUUGUUAUCACCAAUUUCCAGUACGGCUGUCUUGUCGGCGCUUCCCGAAGUCGCAGCCGAGUACAAGACUACCGGAGACAUCAUCAGUCUUAGUAAUGCGUUGUAUCUCGUCUUCAUGGCUAUCAGCCCUUGCUUUUGGGGACCGUUGAGCCAGGUGUAUGGUCGAAAAUGGACGUGUAUGGUGACAUCGUCGCUAUUCUUGGGAUGUUCGAUUGGUACGGCUCUCAGCCCUAACGUUUCCGCCUUUUUUGUGUUCCGCAUCCUCACUGCCUUUGCCGGAACAUCAUUCCUCGUCACUGGUCCCGCUGUAAUUGGCGACUUGUAUCAUCCUACAGAGCGUGCCACUGCGAUGGGUUGGUUCUUGUCCGGCACACUCAUAGGGCCGACGAUCGGACCAGUUCUUGGCGGCAUCAUUGUGACCUACACAUCCUGGCGCGCCAUCUUUUGGCUUCAGACCGCUCUUGCUGGUGUUGGCGUCGCGGGUGCUCUCUUUUUCAUGCCGGAAACGUUGCAGGAACUUAAAAAGGCAGGCCUGGAAGGGCUCGCUUUCAGUCAAAAGGUCAGCGUGUUAUGGGGUAUGACGAAUCCUGUCCGAGUUAUUCGACUCUUCAAGUUCCCAAACCUCAUAUUGGUGGCGAUUGCCAGCGGCUCGCUCGUAUGGAACAUGUACGGCAUGCUGACGCCUAUCCGAUACGUCCUCAACCCGCGGUUUUCUCUGACAUCGCCGGCACAAUCGGGCCUCUUCUACUUGGCGCCGGGCUGCGGCUACCUUGCCGGCACCCUCGUCGGUGGACGCUAUGCCGAUUACACGGUUCGCCGCUGGAUAGCUGAACGGCACGGACGCCGCAUCUCCGAGGACCGGCUGCGCUCGUGCAUCCCUUUCUUGGGCGCCGCCUUGCCGGGAUGCAUGCUCAUCUACGGGUGGACAGUCGAGCGUCGCGUUGGCGGCGUUGCGGUGCCUGUCGUCUUCAUGUUCCUCGGGGGCGUAUCGCAGCUCUUUUGUUUCCCGAGUUUAAACACCUACUGCUUGGACGUGAUACAGGGACGCAGCGCAGAGGUGAUUGCGGGCAACUUUAUGGUGAGAUAUUUAUUUGGUGCCGCUGGAUCGGCUGUUGUCCUUCCAGCGAUCAAGGUCAUUGGGGUUGGAUGGUUCAGCACCAUUUCUGCUGGCUUCUUGGUGAUCGGGGCUAUAAGCGUUUGGGCUGUCGCACUCUGGGGUAGAAGCUGGCGCCAUCGCAUUGACGAGAAGUCGAGACCAUCUGUGCUAUGA